AUGACUACUUUUUUCAACAACAAUACCUUUUUAGGUUUGAGCAACAACUCUAACCACUAUGAACAUAUCCAAAAAACCAAUUUUGAUGAUUUUGAUGAUUCAUCUUCAUGUACAUUGACAAUCAACACUGUUGAAGACUUUAGCCAGGUUUUCAGUAUUAAUCCUGAAUACAUUAACCACAUUGUUUGUCAUGAGAACUCAAGAAAAUACAAGGCAAAUGCCACAGUUGUUCUUACUGUUGACAUUACUCAGCCAAUUUCUUUUAAAGUGGGUUAUAAUAAUAAUUGUUAUGAAACCUAUAAAAGUUCUGCAUUAGGUGCAUUACAAAUAAUUGAAGAUGUAUCAAUUGAGCAACCAAAAUUUAACGGCGUGGACUCAUCAUUCUCAACAAACAACGAUAAAGACAAUGCUGCUAUGAAUAUGAAUAAAUUAGAGCUCGAAGAAGAAGAGGACGACUUUGAGGAAGUCGAGGAAGUAAAAGUUGCUGAUGAAAUGGACAAUUCUACAACAAACCCACUCAUGAUUGACGCUAAUAAAGAUGUUCACCAGUGUAACCAGAUAAAAAAGGUUAAAGUUAACAGCUUUAAAGAAACUAAUAUUGCUACAGCAAACAGCUUUGAGAAGAGUCUCAAUAAACAACACAAUUACAAUAAAUCAUCUCAAUUUGAAACAAACGACAAUUCAACUACUACAACUCCUCCUACUGCUACAACUCCUCCUACUGCUACAACUCCUCCUACUACUACAACUCCUCCUACUGCUACAACUCCUCCUACUGCUACAACUCCUCCUCCUACUACUACAACUCCUCCUACUACUACAACUCCUCCUACUACUACAACUCCUCCUACUACUACAACUCCUCCUACUACUACAACUCCUCCUACUGCUACAACUCCUCCUACUACUACUGCCACUACUGCUACUCCUACCACCACCACCACCACCACUACACUUGCUAAUAAUAAUGAUAAUGGUCCUAUUGCAGCAACAGUUGCAGUAGCUGUAAAUACCGAGCACAAUGAAUCAAUCCAUAGAAGAACUAGCCCCAAAUUCACCUCUAUUUUUGACAGUGACUAUAUUACUACAUCACCAACUUUAAAAUCAAGUGAACAAAGAGGGAAAAAAUCCACCAGCAAUUCGCCCAAAAAUAGAGUACAAUUUGUCGAUUUGAUUGAUACACAACUGAGUAAAGUGGAUUCAAAUACCCAAUUCGAGUAUGAACAAGACAAAAUAUUUGCUGAUAAUAAGCACCAUCCUCAGCCGGAACAUAGCCACAAGCACCACUAUAAUCUGUUCCAAGUUGCAAAAACUAAAGUCAAAGUUAGAGCGUUUUUGCGUAACAUAAAAAGCAAAUGUCGUACAUUUAUCCAUGAUACCGUUCAGUCACGUGCAGACACCGAUAAGCAGCUUUUAUUCGAUACCAAAGGUAUGAAUAAAGAGAUGCAGCACAAAUUGUUGAACCCGGGUCCUUCCUACUUGAACUAUGAACCCGAAAUUGCUGGUGCACAAGAUUUUAUUGAGCAGCAAGUUUCAUUAAAUUUUGCCAAUAAGGUAAGUUCAGAUCUUUGUGGUGCAACUUUGCGUGAAACAAACCCAAAGCAUCAGCAUAUCUCCAAUUAUGAUAAAAGGAAUACGCUUUUGGGCUUUGGCUAUGGCGAUGAGUCGUUUGGUUUUGAUAGUUUGACCAAGGCCAAUACCCAUUUGAACCAAUGUGUAUAA
Lodderomyces elongisporus is the source of this 1722-nucleotide messenger RNA. RefSeq lists its product as uncharacterized. The record is from RefSeq and is a predicted model, not a curated record. The coding region runs from base 1 to 1722 and encodes 573 amino acids. NCBI's taxonomy places the organism in Eukaryota, Fungi, Ascomycota, Pichiomycetes, Serinales, Debaryomycetaceae. The transcript has a single exon.